GUACGGCCUGGAUUUGAUUGUUUCUUUCCUUAUCCAACCAUCCAUCCCUCCAUCCAAUGCAAUUCUUUUCUACUUCCUUCCAGUUCCACCUGCCAACGAGGACGGAAGGAUAAUCAGUCUCAUCACUGCGCCUUUCCCCGACUGAGCUGUAGCAGUUCAAGGCAGCGGCAAGUCGGCAACCACCCAGUACCCCUCGACAGCGAAUUCCGCCAUCGCCCUGCAAGCUUUACUCUUAAUUUCCUUCGUCUGGUGAGUAACCCGCUUAUUCGGUUAGAUAUAUGCUUUACGGAUUCUGCAUGGCCAUUUUGGGGGCGAUAGAGCUCUUGGGUUCGUAGGAGAAUUGGUUAUGCCGGAAAGUUUGGCUGAUGGGUCUGUUUCUUCCUUGUUAGCAAGUGGGUUGCUUGAGAGAAAAAAAAAUUCCGGCCUUGUGCUCAUUGUGAUUCUUCUCUCUUGCACCCGCACACAAUUGACAAGGUUACUUGAUUGUGGGGCUCAUCUUUCUCACUUUACAAGGUUCUCUGAAGAGCUCUUAUCCUUGAAUACUGUCAAUCGACAUCGUCAUAGGAGUCUCCAACAGUAUUCUAAUUAUCAUGAACUGCUAGCAGUACUAGUUCUGAUCUUUCUGUAUGAUGUUUUGGCUUCUAAAGGUAAGAAGAGCUCAUGAUCUUUGCUCUUUUAUGCUAAUAGGCCUUGCUGCCACUGCCGACCUUGCCAAUACAGUCAUGGAAAUGGCCUCUCUAUCAGUUUACAGAAGACUCCCGCUUAACAUCCCCAUUUCAUGUAUCAAGGGCCUCCAUCCCCUGAAGAACAGGAACCAUGCUAAUCUCUUCUCGUACUCUCUUGUUUCUCUCUCGAUUUCUUGCGUUUCGUCGUCGUCAUCAAUAAAGACACAAACUUUAGUAGCCUCUAGUUCACCUGUCCCUAGAACUAGCAACUGCUUCGUAAGAACUUCCCAAUGGGUCAACCACACUCCAAGAAUCACUGAAGAGAUAGUUAUAUCAAGUGAAGAGGAUGCUCCAGGGCCGGUACCUCAUGCUCCUCCUUCUUAUAGCCAUUACCCAUUUUUCUGUGAAUCUCUAAGGAACCUUGAGGACAGUGUAAGCAUGAGAAAGCUAAUAGCUUUAGCAUCUGCUUUCUCAUUUCAAUUGUCCGUACCUUCACAACCUGCAAAUGCUAGUGAAGGCAUCACCACACCAGCUGCACUUUAUGAGGUAGGAGCGUUAUUCGAGCUGGGAAUCCAGCUCUCGUAUCUCCUAUUGCUGCUGGCACUUCUUGGAGUUGGGACCUUCUUUGUGAUCCGCCAGGUUCUUGUGCGUAGAGAACUUGAUCUUUCUGCUAAGGAACUGCAGGAACAAGUAAGGAGCGGUGAUGCAGACGCCACAGAGCUAUUCGAACUUGGAGCCGUGAUGCUGAGGAGGAAGUUCUAUCCUGCUGCAACCAAAUAUCUGCUGCAGGCGAUUGACAAAUGGGAUGGCGACGAUCAGGACCUUGCGCAGGUGUACAACGCCCUUGGGGUGAGUUACAUCAGGGACGGGAAGACGGAUAAAGGCAUAGCUCAGCUGGAGAAGGCGGUGAAGAUCCAACCAGGGUAUGUCACUGCAUGGAACAACCUGGGAGACGCGUACGAGAAGAAGAAUGACCUGAAAGCUGCUCUCAAAGCGUUCGAGGAAGUGCUCCUCUUCGACCCCAAUAACAAGAUUGGCCGGCCCAGAAGAGAUUCGCUCAAGGAACGCGUCGAAAUGUACAAAGGGGUGCCUGUGAAAUACCUCAAGGAUAAAUCAUAGUUGAUUCCCUUCAGACUUCUCUGCUGCGGUUUUUGUCAUUGGGAAAUAGUUCAAUGGAAGGUUUAACUUACAGGCAAAAGUUGCAAGUGAUGUUUGUUUGUAGGCACGGUUGGAGAGGGGAGAGACUGGACAGGGGAAUUUGUGAACUGAAUGGAGAAUUACAUAGCAAACUUUCUUCAGAGCUUUUUAUGAGUUCUGAAAGGGUAAAAGCCCAUUGCAUUCAGAGCUUCCAAAUCAUCUGAGGUAUAUUGUUCAACAUUUGUAACAAUCUAUGUAUUAAUGAAUGUCUAUAUAUAUACACAGAUGAAUCUCAAUUCCAAACCCUUCAACAGCAACAACAAAAAGACUGUAAACAAGAACUCAUCAUUCAAAGGACAAACAAGAAAAAGACAUUUCCUCCUCCUACAAACUAAUCCCCAUUCAUCACACUUGUUCAUUUCAGCAUAAAGGUCCAAAUCACUCCCAAAAAAAAAAAAUCAAGUUAGGGAAAUCAUUCACAAGGUUGAAGCUGCAGGUGGUGGUGGUGUUGGCCAUGAGCUUGGGCAGCCAUGGCCAGCUCAAACUGCUUGAGGGAGAUGGAAGGGAAGGAGAUGAUCUCUGGAGGAGGUUUGAGGUUAUGAUCCCAACCGUCCUUCAUGGAACUGUUGUCCAUGGUCGUGUUGCCAUCCAGCCCUAUGUGCGUCACGUGCUUUACGUCGGUAGGGAAACCAAUCUCCAUCUCUAUUUCCUCAUCUUCUUCUUCUUCUUCUUCGUCUCUGUACACUGCUCGAAAACAAAUUUCAACAGCAAAA
Linum trigynum is the source of this 2575-nucleotide messenger RNA. NCBI's taxonomy places the organism in Eukaryota, Viridiplantae, Streptophyta, Magnoliopsida, Malpighiales, Linaceae. The record is from the annotation of a GenBank genome assembly.